Molecule: messenger RNA, 3139 nt
Organism: Bombus pascuorum
Lineage: Eukaryota; Metazoa; Arthropoda; Insecta; Hymenoptera; Apidae
Exons: 6
Coding region: 1909-2718 (269 amino acids)
Source: RefSeq, a predicted model, not a curated record
UUAAUGUUACCUUUUGCAAAAUAACGGUGCACGAGCUCGUAGAACAGGAGAAUGUUAGAGCUUCGGUCUGAUUCUAAUUGAGGGUAACGUGCACUUUAUCGAAUCAAUGAGCGUCCCUCAAACGUUUAAAGAAUUAUCUUGCAUUUAAGGAAGAUAAUCGGAGACAAUUACUCGAAAACUAUAUAAGUCAUGCGAUUACGUAAUUUACAUAUGUUCUCUCCAUUCUCAUAAUAAUUGAGUGUUUAAAACAGUUUCCUAUAGUUAUCACAAGUAGUAUAUUUCUUCUUCAAUGAUGAAGGAAUUUCUUUCCCCUUCUUUGCAGAGGAACUUGUCGCUACGUAAUCUUAUGCAGAAUGUUUUAUUCAAAGGUAUUUAAUUUUUUAACAGUUAUCUCGAAUCGAAUGUAUGUUCUUACUGUGUUUGAUUCAGGGCAGAGAGAAACGAUUUUGUGGCUUAUUUGAAAGUAAAAUGUUUAGCAUUACAGAACGCAACAAUUGUAUAUACAUUGUUAAUGGUCUUAAUAUUGAAAAGCACGUUGCGUUGAAUUCCUCGUGAAUUUACUCGUCUACGUUAAUUUGAAAAAUCAUUACGCUUUUUUAAAUAUGAAAAUUCUUUUAUUAAAAGAUUCAUUAUAUCCGAAAAAUUCAAAUGUACGAUGAUAAUCUUUCAUUAUAAAAAUGAAAUUUUCGAAGCACCUCGUAAUACGACCGUUGUUUCCACAUAAAAUGAUAUUGAUGGUUUUAUGCAAACAUAUCCUGAAGUUUUUUUUCAUUUUACUCCCAGCUAUUCGCAUUCCCCGUUCGAGUACGUUAUGAAAAUAUUUUUAUGGAUAAAUCGAACGUAACAUUCUUUUAUGUUACUCGUAUUUCUGUUGAAUGUGUUCCGAAUGGAACCAAUUAUCAAAGAUAAAUUAAAAAUUUAAUUAAUAUAUGUAUAUUAAAAUUAACGAUAGGAGGCAAUGAUUAUAUUGUGAAAAUGAACUUUGCCCGCCCGCUAAUCGUUCUUCUCGUUGUAUUUUCUGUUUCAAGCCAAUCAAAUUAGCGUAGUUAUUACCUAAACUUUUACACCGAAUACGUUUUAUGCCAUGUUAAAAAAUGAAAUAAAUGAAUUUUUCGUACGAGUCGCGAGAUAAAUUUUCAUCAUACAGAAAUUCACUUAUUGUUAGUAAAAUGUUUCAUCACGUAAAACAUGUUUACUUGUUGUUUUAAUUUCAGCUAUAUCGUACAAAAGUCCGGGAACUUUCAUUGUAAUUGAAAAUUAUUAAAAACAUUGAAAGAUCGAUUGUAACAUUGAACUGGAAAAGAAUAGAAAUAAAAGUAUCGCGCAAAUCAGCGAAUGACUCUAGGCAUCAAUAUUCCUAUGCGAGAGAAAUUAUUGUAUAGCCAUGCAGAUUAGUAUCGUAUUUUCUUUCAUAGAAUAAUACCUUGUUAAAUCGAUAACAGAUGAUAACGGAACCAAGUGCCUUGUCAUGCGACACGAUGCUGUCACAUUAUCUUGAUAUUGUCUCUUGAUAUUGAAUAUCUGCAUCUGUAAUUUCCUCGAUUCGCCUACUUGAAGAUAAAUAGUAAACAUUUCAAGUUCUAUCAUUGGGAAUCAAUGUAAUAUUAUCAAGUGUGUAAUUUUAUCACUAUUAUUUGAUAGUAUCUAAUCAAUUAAUAAUUACUCAAUAGUUAUCAAGCAAAAUCUUUUCACAAUCUCAACGAUUAAUACACUAGGAAAAUUACAAGAGUUUUGCAAGAGUUUCAGCAAGAGAUAUAGAUAAAGCAAGCUCGUUCGUUCUUUAACCACUUUUGAGCAAUGUCCAUUUGAUUUUCAGCAUAACUGCUCACGUAUGUAGCACGUGUUCCCUUACACGCGAUGCUCGUGAUUUGUUCGUCCUUUUAUUAAGAGGAAGACACCGGGACCGAGAUGGCGCAGGAUAUCCCGGAGGCGACGUACGUACCGGAAGUGGAGGAGGAUGCGAGAAAGGAACGAGAACGGCGGGCUGUUGAAGAGGGAACGGCCUCGUGGAGACGACGAAAGGAGGAGUUGCAACGUCAAAAGCACCGUGAACAGCGAGAACUCCAGCAAAUCUUGGAGAACUAUUCGCCUUGGGGUAAACCAGGUGGCGGUGCUCCUUGUGCCGCAACCCUUAGAAAGAAAAACGUUCCUCUAGAACCUCCGGAAUUAUCAAAAUGUCAUAAUUUCAACCAGGGCUGGACGAGCAAUUCGACCAUCGAAAGGCUACACAGAAGGAGUAUUAAUCCUUUGCCCGUCACGAAUAUGAACAAGUUCUUUGAUGAUAAAGCAGAACCAGGUAUCGCUACGGAUAUGCAGCUGAUACAGGAUUCAAAAAAUCCCUACAACGAGGAAGUUCAGGUGUACGAAUUGACCGGGGGUGUGGAAUUGGUCCCGCUUUUAACUAGCAGACGAUAUUGCUCGCAAACGCAAUCGCAAAACAAUCGUCACGUUGCCACCGAUGCCACUCGACCUGGACACACGAUAGACCCAUUGCGAUCGUUGGAGGUUGAGAAUCGCGAAUACAUCGCUGAACUCGCCGAGCAAGUGCAACGAAAACGAGAGAAGGCAUUGGAGGAACAAAAGAUUGAGUUGGAAAGCUGUCGAAGACAUUUCGAUACCUGGAGAAAGUUGUGGGGUCGGCCGGGUCACGGUGCACCCAUAGAUCACGCCCAUCGUAACAAUCUCUACAACAUUCUCUACCAUCCAGCUAUCUAUUGAAUUUCUACUUGCUGCACUGUGCAAAAUCAGAACUGUAUCUUCCACUUUCUUUUCGUGCAAUGGAGGAACUUGUACGAAAUCUCUUUAUGUUACGAGAAGAAUUGCUACAGGGCGAGCAACUAUAAAAGAUAAUAGGUUCGCGAUUCUACAAUACAAUACGACGAUAUAACGACGGAGUUGCAGGUUUCCUAGGAGAAUAGAUCUAGGAAGAAUGGAAUUUAGUAAGUCUUCGAGUUGAUAGAGAAAUGAUGGGUUGUUAUGAAAUAGUUUGAAGCUGUUUGCAGUGAAACAAGAAGAGAAUGAAUCGAAAGUUGUGGAUCAGAAGCGUUCAGCGUAACACGAUGUAACUUAAUAGGUGGAAGUAUGGAAAUGAUGAUAAUGUGUAUGAUAAUACGCGAAGCAGUGUAUGCUGCGAAAUUAA